Molecule: messenger RNA, 10197 nt
Organism: Marmota monax (woodchuck)
Lineage: Eukaryota; Metazoa; Chordata; Mammalia; Rodentia; Sciuridae
Gene: Syne3
Product: spectrin repeat containing nuclear envelope family member 3
Exons: 18
Coding region: 278-3211 (977 amino acids)
Biological process (GO): nuclear migration
Cellular component (GO): nuclear outer membrane; meiotic nuclear membrane microtubule tethering complex; cytoplasm
Molecular function (GO): actin filament binding
Source: RefSeq, a predicted model, not a curated record
AAAAUAGGCAAGGGCUCACGUGCUGUUUAUCUGAAGCGAAAGCAAGCUGAGUUCGGAGCAGCUGGACUGUGGUCGCUUCCUAUAAAUCAAAGGUCGUUGAUCUUCAACGCUGAUGCUAGGAGGUUCCAGGGCUGACGCACAUGCUGUGCAGGAAUCCAGGUCCAGUUUGGGACCUUCAGGAGGAUACAAAGGGGCCCCAGGGUGGUGGAAUAGAGGCCCCACGGAAGUGCUCUGUGGGAGUUGAGAGAGCCUGUGCACAUUUGCCCCCGAAGGUGCCAUGACUCAGCAGCCCCAGGAGGGCUUCGACCGCAGCGUGGAGGACGCCGAGGCCUGGAUGGCGGCCGUGCAGGAGCAGCUGCGGGUCAACGACGACACCCGCGGGCCCCGCGCCGCCCUGGAGGCCAGGCUGCAGGAGACCGAGAAAAUCUGUCAGCUGGAGCCCGAGGGGCGCGUGAAGGUGGAUGUGGUGUUGCGGGCGGCCGAAGCGCUCCUGGCGUGCUGCCCCGAGGACCAGAAGCCGGAGAUCCUGGCCCGGCUGAAGGACAUCAAGGCCCAGUGGGAGGAGACCGUCACCUAUAUGACUCACUGUCACAGCCGCAUCGAGUGGGUGUGGCUGCACUGGAGCGAGUACCUGCUGGCCCGGGACGAGUUCUACCGCUGGUUUCAGAAGAUGACGGUCACUCUGGAGCCCCAGGUGGAGCUGCAGCUGGGCCUGAAGGAGAAGCAGUGGCAGCUGGGCCACGCCGAGGUGCUGCUGCACAACGUGGACAACCAGGCCGUGCUCCUGGACCGGCUGCUGGAGGAGGCGGGCUCCCUGUUCAACAGGAUCGGGGACCCCAGCGUGGACGAAGAGGCCCAGAAGAGGAUGAAGGCCGAGUACGACGCCGUGAGGGCCAAAGCCCAGGACCGGGUGCACGUGCUGGAGCGGGUGGCCCAGGAGCACCAGCAGUACCAGGCGACCGUGGAGGAGUUCCAGCUGUGGCUGAGGGCCGUGGUGGAGAAGGUGCACGGCUGCAUGGGGCGGGGCUGCGCGUUGCCGACCACGCUCCGCCUCUCAGCGCUGCAGGACAUCGCCAAGGAUUUCCCCCGGGGCGAGGAGUCUCUGAGGAGGCUGCAGGAGCAGUCCGAGGGCGUCAUUCAGAACACCUCUCCUCUGGGUGCGGAGAAGAUCUUGGAAGAACUGGAGGAGAUGCGGAAGGUCCUGGAGAAGCUGCGCGGCCUCUGGGAGGAGGAGGAGGAGCGGCUGCAGGGACUGCUCUCGUCCAGGGGGGCCUGUGAGCGGCAGAUUGGGCUGCUGGAGGCCGAGCUUGGAGAGUUCAAGAAGGGACUUCAGAGGCUGGCCCAGGAGGGCCUGGAGCCUGCGGGGAAGGAGGCAGGGACCGAGGACGAGCUGGUGGCCCGCUGGAGGCUGUACUCGGCAACACGGGCAGCGCUGGCCUCCGAGGAGCCCCGGGUGGCCUGGCUACAGGCCCAGCUGAAGGACCUCGUGGCCUUCCCCGACCUGCAGCCGCUCUCCGACAGCGUGGUGGCCGCCAUCCAGGAGUACCAGAGCAUGAAGGGGAAGAGCACCAAGCUCCGCAACGCCACGGGGGUGGAGCUGUGGCAGGGCUUCCAGCGUCCCCUGCAGGGCCUGCAGCUGUGGAGGGCCCUGGCCCAGCGGCUCCUGGGGGUCACCGCCAGCCUGCCAGACCUGCCCUCCAUCCACACCUUCCUGCCCCAGAUCGAGGCGGCCCUGGCGGAAAGCUCCCGCCUCAAAGAGCAGCUGGCGAUGCUGCAGCUGAAGACGGACCUGCUGAGCAGCAUCUUUGGCCCAGAGCGAGCCAGCGCCCUCCUGGAGCAGGUGGCGAGUUCCGUGAGGGACAGGGACCUGCUGCAUAACAGCCUCCUGCAGAGGAAGAGCAAGCUGCAGAGUUUGCUUGAUCAGCACAAGGACUUUGGGGCUGCUUUUGAACCCCUACAGAGGAAGCUCUUAGACCUCCAAGUUAGAAUCCAAGCCGAGAAAGGGCUUCAACGGGACCUUCCUGGAAAACAGGCCCAGCUCUUGAGGUUGCAGGGGCUGCAGGAAGAGGGGCUGGAGCUAGGCCUGCAGAUGGAAGCCAUGCAGCCUCUUGUCCAGGGGAAUCCCAACCACCAGCACAAGAUGGACCAGCUUACUUCUGACCACCAGGCCCUGCAGAGGCCCCUGGAGGACCUUGUGGACAGGUGUCGGCAGAGCGUGCGGGAGCACUGCACCUUCAGCCACCAGCUGCAGGAGCUGCGGCAGUGGGUCACUGUGGUCACACAGCUGCUGGAGUCACAUCAGCGGGACGUGGGCCCGUGGGAUGCUGCGUCCCGAGAGGCCGAGGUGGAGAGGCUGCUGGCUGACCUUCCUGAGAAGGAGGCCCAGCUGCCCCUGGUGGAGGCGCACGGCCAGCUGGUGAUGGAGAAGUCUUCUCCUGAGGGGGCGGCCUUGGUCCAGGUGGAGCUGCGGGAGCUGGCGGAGGCUUGGCGGGCCCUGAGGCUGCUGGAGGAGCACCUACUGAGCCUCAUCAGAAGCCAGCAGCUGCAGAGUACAGAGGUGGACACUGGGAAGAAGCUGGUCUUCAGCAACAACAUCCCGAAGUCUGGGUAUCUCAUCAACCCCACGGACCCUGUUCCCAGGCAUCGUCGUGGGGCCCAUCUGCUGGAGGAAGAAGGAGGCAGCCAUGAAGAUUUCCCCCAGCUCCUGAGGAACUUUGAGCAGUGGCUACAGGUAGAAAACGCCAAGCUCAUACGAACCAUUGCAAUGAGAACCAGCACCGCCAAGGACUUGAAGACCAGAGAGACGAAGCUGCAGGAGCUAGAGGCUCGAGUGCCGACAGGUCAGCAUCUAUUUGAGAAUCUUCUUCGUCUUGGGCCAGCAAGGGGCACCUCGGACGAGCUGGAGGAUCUGCGUUACCGCUGGAUGCUGUACAAGUCCAAGCUCAAGGACUCCAGCCACCUGCUGACGCUGAGUUCUCCCGGGGACCCCACCGGAUUCCAAAAGACGCGGCGGUGGUGGCGGCGGCAGCGUUGCGGGCUCCUCUGGAAGGCGUGCUGCGUGGCGCUCCCGCUGCAGAUGCUAUUCCUGCUCUUCCUGCUCUUCCUCCUCCUGCUCCCGGUGGGGGAAGAGGACCGCAGCUGCACCCAGGCCAACAACUUCGCCCGCUCUUUCGCGCUCAUGCUGCGCUAUAGUGGCCCUCCGCCCACCUAGCCCACUGGGGCACGCAGGUGACGUCCUUUCCCAACCGCCAGCAGUCCCAGGGCCCCUCCUGAGGUUGCCUGCUGGGGAAACUGGAACCGGGCAGGCCAGAGACCACAGAGCUGCCUGGGCAUAAAUCCCGCGCCAGGGUUUCCAGAACAAACUCGCUUUUUAUACAGUGGUCAUCGUCCGUUUAUACCUAAAUGUGUAUGUGUAUGACUCGGGACAACGUCUAGGACUUUUAUAUACACCUAUGUAAACGCUCAGUAUGUCCAACUUCCUAUGUGAUGUCUCUCUAGUUAGCAAGGUUCCUAUCAGUGUCCUUCUCCAGGGGGACUUUGCGGCAUUUGUGCCUUGGCCUGCCAUCGGCCCUGACAAGCAGGAAUAGCUGCACACAACGUUAUGACAAACUCUCACCCAGAAGCCAGUCCCCAACCCAGGUGUCAGAGCUGUGAGCACAGGAGAGCAGAACAGACCCUCGCUCGCUGGGAGCUCAGGAGCUCUUGCUUUACGCAGGGUGAGAACAAACACGCUGACUUCGUCUUAAAGCUUGGAAGAGAGGUAGAGAGAGUGAGGGUGCGAGAGGGCACCGUGGGGGUAGUGGGAGGUGGAAGAGGCAGUGACAUUCAGGGAGGCGGGGACGAACCCUGAAGAGCAGACACAGAACUAGGAGAGCACAGCGUAAGGGGGCACUGAGCAAGGGUGGCACCAAGCGCCGGCGUUCUGAGAGCACAGACCCACAGCGGGUGUCCCCGGCGCGUUCCGGAUGGGCUUAGAUUUUGUCUGUGUCUUGUUCAGGAAGAAGGGAAGGAGAUAGGCUUUACUUUUUAUUUCGACAUGAGGGUGAAAUGCUCCCAGGUAGCAGCCCCGGCAGCUGCAGGGAGAGUUGUGUGACGUCUGCAGCCGUGGGACUGAGUGUUGUCACCUAGAAGCUGAGCUGAAGGGGAGCUCUGGCCACACUGAGGUAGGGACGGAGGGUCCAACGCAGACAAGACUCAGCCUCGGAGCGCAGCCUGUCCGAAGGGUGCUCCUUCCCCUUCCCACAGGGGCACUGGAGGCAGCCAGGUCACUGGACCAUGAAUGUCUCACCUGCACCCCCUGGGGUCCCAGGGCCCAGGCCACCAGCCUGGCCUUUAGAUCAGGUCUAGGCACGUGGGCUCCAUGCACUACCUGGGAUGUGGCCAAGGUGACUCCAUGUUGGGUCCCAGAGUCAGAAAUAUCUCUUCCUCCCAGGGGGAUUCUGGGAUGGUUCCUAAGUGCCUUCAAAGUAGAUCACAUUUCCAUAAAUGGACACUAAAUUUUCUUUUUUAAAGGACAUAUUUAGUGUUCACUCUUUACAAACAGAUUUUAUCUAUUUAUAAAUAUUUUUAUCUAUUUGCUCAAGUGCUAGCAGGAGGCCAGCGGGGGUUCUUCAGGAGUGGUAUCAGACUUGGAAUCAUGAAGUAUUGUAGACACGGGGGAACUUUAAGCAGAGGGGAAACCGAGGCCCAAGAGAGCCCUGAGCCCCAGACCACUGCUGUCGCACACAGGCUGGCCCCCUCCCCCCAGCAUUGGCCUGGCCGUGGUGCAGCAGUCCUCAUGGGACCCUGGCUAGGAGGAGCUGGGCAUCUGCAGGGCAGGCAAACUGUGCUGGGGACACUGCAGGCACUGACUCCCCUCCAGAUGUUUGGGAACGAGUCACAAAGGCUGCUCUCAGUAGGCGGCCACUUUUCUGGAAAGUCAGGGGCUGGGUGAACUCAGGGCUCAGGCCUGGCAGCCAAGCACACGUGCUCCCUAGUCAUCUGCUCCAGCCCCAGAUGCUCACCAGUUAAUUGGUCCAGCCCUAGGCCACAGCUGUGGCAGAAGACCUGAGUGCUCCCGUCUGAACUCUCCCACUUCACAGGCAAGAAAUCUGAGGCCUGGAGAGGGAAAGUAACUCACCCAUGGCCACACAGCAAGAGGCUGGGCCAAAGCUGAACCAGUCACCAUGGUCCUCAGGCAGUGCCCUGCUCAGUAUAACACAAUCCCCCCACAUUGGUACCUUCAAAAAGAAAGAGCCAGGCUGGGUUGCAGCUCAGGGGUAGAGCAUUUGCCUGGCACAUGUGAGCCCUGUUUCAAUUCCCAGCACUGCCGGAAAGAAAAAAUGUUUACCGUGAAUAUAAUUUUGUCUCAGGUGCCCCAUGUUGGGGGUGGGGACAGGGAGUGCAAUAUGAGGCCUGGCUGGCGGGAAUGUCUCCCUAUAUUUUUAAACUUUGAUAACGAUGCCAUAAAAAUUUACUUGUUUGCACAACUCUUAUUUUUAAAGAGAGAAUUGAUAUUUUCCUUACUUUCAUAUAAACACAGGCAUGAUAUAACGGCCCAUGUAUACAGGUGCUUUAACAUGUCGUCUCUUGUGCUUAGAGGGGGUGUGGACAGUGGUUAUGUUCCUGUUACUUUCUAGCCUCUUUAACAACAGCUACCAGGAGUCUCAGGUGCCAUUUGAGAAGAAUGUUGCAUGGAACCUGUGUGCGUCUUGUCCCUCUGUCCCAAAGAGAGAGCUCCUAGAGUGGAUGGUAACAUGUGACUAUCACGGCCCAGCCCGGAGGCGAGUGUGUGUGUGUGUGUGUGUGUGUGUAACAAGUGGGCAAGGCCGAUGCCCUUAGCUCCUCCCCUCAUCUGUCCCCAACCCUGCUCUUUUCUUCAUCCAGCAAGUUCAGGAUCCAGAUGUUUCUAAAGCAAGGCUGUGAGUGGGUGGGCAGGCAGGCAAGGACAGCCAGGGAGGCCGGAGGUAACCUGGAGGUGACCUUUGGUUUGGCACCUGGCCCCUUGGUAGGCACUUGUCAACUGUGCUCUGUCACCCUCCAGAGGUUCCACAGUACUCUACCUCUAGGUUUGAGAUGAGAAAGCAGAGUGUGAAGAUAAACUUUUGCGCAUGCCGCAGUGGGAUUUGAACCAGGCUGUCUGAUCCUGAAGCCCGUGCUGGGGGGAGAGGGCCCCUGGCGGGUCCUGCCAGGUGCAGCGCUGCAGCCUCGGGGAGUGGCCCUCUGUUACCAGCUCAGCUGGGAUGGGCCAGAGCGGGCCUCUGUGCCAGUUUUCUGAAGACUGGCCCUUUGCUCCCACAGGUCACCUGCGAUCAUCUUCACAUCCCUUUGAGAGGUGGGACUUUCCACCCAGCUGGUCAGGGAGCCCCUCUUCAGCCUACCAGGAGGCCCAGUCCUGAGUGACCCAACCCUGCAGCCCCAGUGACAGGGGAAGAAACUAGAGCUCGUGUUUGAUGAGCUACAUUAAAAUCCAGAGGCCGGUGUGUCUCCUGGGUGCAGAGGAAGUGGGUGCUGGAUGAAGUGACCCAGCUCUCUCUCUCAGCCCCUAUUUGCCUCAGACUCCCCAGGAGGGCCGGGGGGGGGGCGUGUUAGGAGACAGUUGUCCCUGGAUAGCUCCAGGAGAAGGAAGCUGGGGUCCUCUGCAGCUGGGAGCCGAUGACAGGGCCCUGAUGUAGGGCCGCUAGCAGAAGAUGCUGAGGGCAUCGCAGCCCUUGCCUGCUGAGAGGUGGCACAGAUGGUCCUCUGCUCAUUUGAUUGGAGCUGGGGCCUGAUGGGGAGGCAAAGAAGCUUGGCAGAGGCUUCGAGGGGCUGCAGUUGGCUGGUCUGGCUGGAGAAGACCGACCGAGAAGUAGGAGAGAGGGAGUCAGCCGUGGAAUGAUGUUGGGUUUGGUGCUGCUGACUGUGCCCCAAAGUGGUGAAGAUGCUGAGGAGAGAGAGAGAGAGAGAGAGAGAGAGAGAGAGAGAGAAGAAGAAGAAGGAGGAGGAGGAGGAGGAGGAGGAGGAGGAGGAGGAGGAGGAAAGGAAAGUAGAGAAAAUGUCAGACUGUACCUUCCUAGUUCCCAGUUUUCACCCAAGGACAAGGACCAGUGGCAAAGGUUUCACUAACCAAAAGCAAAAUGAAAAAAUUAAGGACAGAUGCCUUGAAUUUUUUUUACAUAGGAUUUGAUUUCAUCUCAGAGACACUCCUCCAUCCUGAGAUUGUGUCCUGCCUAAAGCAGGUCAUGUUUGGUGGCCUUUAGGAGAUGAGGGAUGAGCGGAGAUUGCUGUGUCUUAUUUUGUGGUUUAUCUUCUGUCUUCUGAGUCCAGAGUGGACAGUGUGUAGAAAGUGUCCCACCCCGUGUUGGUCUCCCCAGUGCCACGUUCUUUCUGGAAGAAUACACAGUGCUUGAGUGUAGGGAAGCCUGCUAGAGAUGGCAGGAGGGGAGCAAGGCCUCAUGCAGGACCCCCAGACAGAGGGGAGAGAAGCGGGGAGGACAAGGUGGGGGUCAGAGUCGGGGCACUGGGCAGGGAGAGCCGGGAGCCCUCCACCUGAGGCUUCAGAGAAAGAAGCAGACACCCGCUGGCUCACAUUCCGCUGGCCAGUUUUGCGCUCGCCUGUGUCUGUGGCUCUCCCCGCUGUGGUGGGCAGAAGUCUCUGUGCCUCUUCAUUCUUACCCAACGCGACAGGCAUCCAUGUGCAUCUGUCUCUGUGCCAGGCUUUGAGUGGGAAGAGUCGGGAUGAGCCAAGUCUAGGCCUGUCCUCAAGGAUCUCACAGACCCAGGACAGGGUCUGUCUAGACCAGGCCCCGGCUGCUGCCCCUGACGCCGUCCUGGAGGUGGCCAGUCCUCCCUGGCAGCAGCUGGCGGAGCUGCGGAGGAGCCUGGGAAAUCCAGGGAUGGCGUGAGGGUGUCUUGCUACCUCUGGGCAAAGGUCAGUGGAUAACACUAAAUUCUCAGUUGAAGAACAUCCUGGGGUUCCUCGUUCUGUCAGAGGGGAGAUCCUUAUAGACUGUUACAACCCUGUGCCCGUUUGACAGGGUGGAGCACAGAGACCCAGCAGCUUCUGCUGCCCCAGGAGCUCAGGGAGUUAGUCCUGGAGGUGGAGGUGACCUCUGCCCCUAGGGGGACCCUGCCCAGUGCCAGGCAGAGUCGAGUUGGGGCUCUGCUAUGAAAAAGCUGUGUGGCCUUGGGUCAGUUCCCGCCACCUCCCCCACCUUUUGGGAAAAAAGGGAACUUGGCCCCAGAACCUCCAGCACUGCCACUAAAAACCUGAGGCAGUCGCUGGCCGUCUCCUCAGCUCAAGGGUGACAGCACUCAGGUUUGGUGACUCUCUCCCCACGCAGAGGCACCGCUGGGUGACCAGCUCCCAGCCCAGGGCUUCAGGACAACGGACAGCCCUGGAGCGUGGUCUGUGGGAUCCCAGGGAGAGUGCACUGGGCCAGGACAGUUCCCUGAGGUCCAGCACUUGGUGGCUCUUCGGGAAGCAACUGUGCUCCUCCCUGACAUUGUCCACCCCAGGGCGAGGCGGCCGACCCUUAGGUCUCUUAUCCAGAGGUUUCCUCAGACUGGCUUAGAAAUGAGGCUGCUGUCUUUUUCUCAGGAAGCAAACACUUGCUUGUAAAUGAGGGAUUACUUCUCUCUCUCUCUCUCUCUCUCUCUCUCUCUCUCUCUCUCUCUCUCUCUCUCUCUCUCUCUCUCUCUUUCUCUUUCUCUCCCCUCUCUUUCUCUCCUCUCUCUUUCUCUCUCUCCCUUCUCUCUCUCUCUCUCUCUCUCUCCCUUUCUCUCUCCCUCUCUCCCCCUUUCUCUCUCUCUCUCUCUCUCUCUCUCCCUUUCUCUCUCUCUCUCUCUCUCUCUCUCCCUUUCUCUCUCUCUCUCUCUCUCUCCCCCUUUCUCUCUCUCUCUCUCCCCCUUUCUCUCUCUCUCUCUCUCUCUCUCCCUUUCUAUCUCUCUCUCUCUCUCUCUCUCCCUUUCUCUCUCUCUCUCUCCCCCUUUCUCUCUCUCUCUCUCUCCCUUUCUAUCUCUCUCUCUCUCUCUCUCUCUCCCUUUCUCUCUCUCUCUCUCCCCCUUUCUCUCUCUCUCUCUCUCCCUUUCUCUCUCUGUCUCUCUCUCUCUCCCUCUCUCUCUCUCUCUCUCUCUCUCCCUCUCUCUCUCUCUCUCUCUCUCUCUUCUCUCUUUCUCUCUCUCUCUUUCUCUUUCUCUCCUCUCUCUUUCUCUCUCUCCCUUCUCUCUCUCUCUCUCUCUCUCUCCCUUUCUCUCUCUCUCUCUCUCUCUCUCUCUCCCUUUCUCUCUCUCUCUCUCUCUCUCUCUCCCUUUCUCUCUCUCUCUCUCCCCCUUUCUCUCUCUCUCUCUCCCUUUCUCUCUCUCUCUCUCUCUCUCUCUCUCUCUCUCUCUCCCUUUCUCUCUCUCUCUCUCUCUCUCUCUCUCUCUCUCUCUCACAAGUCUCCAACACCAGCUUUGGGGCAAUGAGUACUUUUGGCCUCCAUUCCAAGUCUAAAAGGCCAGCCCUCUCCCUCCAGAGCCUCCCACCUGAUUUGUGAGUUUCUUUGGCCCACCCAAGGAAGGGUGCAGAACUGGGUGUCCCUGGGCCUCUCAGAACCCAGCUCAAAGGCAGCAAAGAAUUUCAUGCUCACUCUACCCUGAGCUGAGUCUGCAUAAGCAGGCUUGCCCCAGUUUUUUGCUCCUGGGGACCUGGCCACACUAGCCUGAUACUGACUAGCUUGUGUGGCUGGAAUGGUGUGGGUCAUGCCGCGUGAACCAGGAGGAGAUGUGUGUGUGUCUGUGUGUGUAGAUGCUGCCUGAGUCGUGUUGGUGUCAAAAGCAAAUGAAUUUCAUUGUUUAAAUGUUUUAUUAUAUAAAUAGUGUGCACAGGGACCAUAUCCCCUUGUCAUGUUAUCUGUGAUUAUAAAACAUGCAUUUGCAAUAAAUUAAGCUCUCUGGGAACACCGGCAAGCAGUAUUGGAGCCAAAUGAAUGUCUUGGAACGUGAGUGUUAUCUCAGGUCACAUCAAGUCCAAAGCCAACUGAGACCUUCCCUACCCUCCUGGCUUUGUGGGGAGGGACACAGGAACUCUUCUUGCUCCUUCUCAGAGCUGCAUUUUAAGGUCACCCUGAAGUUCCUGUACUCUGCUUGAAAGUGCAGUGUUCUAAAAGACAGUUUGACGUUUCCAUUGUUUUAUGUUUUUUUUUUUAAACAUAUCUGCUUUAUGUUUGGAAAUAAAAAUCUCUAUUUUGUUCUAUGAAA